AUGGAGAAGAUCGCAUCGGAGAACGAGCGAUCCCUUACCGCUCUCCUACGCUUCCUCAACUCCCUUGCUCCGCACAAUGUCGAGCACCCAGCAGCCGGGACCUUGGAUCUGACUUUCCACAUUAGGUCUAGAGAAGAGACUCGGGACCAAAAGGAAGCAGCCGAGGAAAGUGAUGAUUUGCAGAAAGAAGGGGGGGGAGAGGUAUCGGGUGAUGGGAAGGAUGAAGGUUUAGAGAAGCUGCGGAUGGUGCAGCUUAAGAUAAGGACAACUGGUGGUAACUGCAAGGAUUUGGUGGGCCGGCAACUAUCAGCCUUCUUCCAAGCCUGUGGAGUGUCUUCUCAAUUUGUGUGGCCCAAGGGUUACUGGGACCUCCUCUCUCCUGUCGCUGUCGCACAGCAACUUGCGAAAGAGGACGCCAAAGCUGCUGCUGCCUCAGCAGAAGUAGCUGCAAUUCAGCUGCAGCAGAAGCAGGAGGCGAAGAAGAAUCACCCGAGAUUAGAAGCAGCGUUGGAUGCAAUAAACGGUGCAUUAGAAGCGAUAGCAUCGGUACCGUGGCAUGAAGCUCUGGAGGACAAAAAACGAAUAGAAGACCAGCUUCUGGCAGUGCUGGUGGCAGAUGGAUGGAAGGUGGGAGAGAGUGUGAAGCGCAUGUGGGCUGGGGAAAGGGAUGUGAGGAAGCUGUGUCUGGGGUUGGAUGAAGGGAGCGCAAAGAUGGUGGCUCGGGUGUUGGUGCAUGUGCAGGGAAAUGAUAAGGAGCAUGGGAAAAUGGUGCAUGUGGUGGAGGGGAUGGAAGGAGAAAAGGAUGCAAAGGAUGGAGUUACUGGUGAUGAGAAGGGAGGGGCGCCUCGAGAACCACUCUCACGGCGUUUUCAGCGGCAUAAGAAAAGCACUCUCACGGCUUGUUCAACCCCUUCGAAGGCCACUCUAAUGGCGAGCCCCUCAUCUCUCCGCUUCGUCUCCACCUCUCUUCCCCCGCUCUUUCCUGUCCUCCUCUCCCUCGCCCUACUCAAUGUCGCUCAAUCCUUCUCCCCCUCCUCCACCUUCUCCGCCUCCUCCCCCUCCUCCUCCUCUCACGCCUUCUCCUUCCCUCCUAGGGCCUCUUCUCGCCGCGUUUUAGCCAACGAGGCGCUUCUAGACCACGUGCCGGGUCAUAAGAACAUCCGCACCUUAAACCGCGCGAUCCGGCGAAAGCAGCUCGCGGAGCUCAGCCUUAGCUUCUUUCCGGAAAAAGGGGGAGGCGGUGCAGUAUUCGGUCCUGAAGCGAAGGAGGAGGAGUUGCUGGGAGGGUGGGUGGGAGGCAGGAGGUUGAAACCCAGGCACCUGGCGUGUAGGGGAGGGGACUGCCCUAAUAUGGAAAUGUGUGGGCUGGGCAUAGAAGCAUGCUGGAACCCCGGUUUAGUGGAUCCCGGUUUAGGAGGGCCCGGGGGAGGCGGGGGAGGGGGGAGAGAGGGCAGGGAGGCUAGAGAGGUUGAACCGAGAGAAGGGAGUAGUGAGCGGGGUAUAGUUUGCCCGGUGUUGCACAAAGGGAAAGUGGUACUUAACGACAUGUUCCCGGCUAAUUGCACUGUGGAGCCCGAGGAAGAAGAAGAGGAUGAAUUCCAGCAAGAUGCUCCUGCAGGAGAAGGGGGAGGGGGGGGAUCAGGGGGAGGGGGAGGAUUUGGAAUGGGUGGGGGCGCAGGGAUGGAGUUGGGGGAGGAGGAGGCGUCUGCGGGGAUGGUGGGGGCGGAGCAGGUGUUACCUGGGGCGGGCGGGUGGGCGGGGCAGGUGUUUGUGCUGCACAACGUGUUCGUGGACCCCUGGGGGCUGGUGUUCAACGCCUCGCAUGUCUUCCGCGCAGGGGGGUGCCGCCCCCACUUGCGCCGCCAGAAGGUGCGCGAAGGGGGGAGGGGGAGAGAGGGGGAAUGGGGAGGAGAGUAG
This is a messenger RNA of Closterium sp. Naga37s-1, 1917 nucleotides long. NCBI's taxonomy places the organism in Eukaryota, Viridiplantae, Streptophyta, Zygnematophyceae, Desmidiales, Closteriaceae. The record is from the annotation of a GenBank genome assembly.